UUGUCAUUUCCCCAUUUAGUUCUUUAUUAGAUGUACAAGUGUUUCAUUUCAAUAAACAAUGAUAGUAGGCGAGAAGUUUCUUGAACAGAUUUUAGUUUUUUUUUUUUUUGGUGUGUUUGGCUCAAGUGACUAUUGUUCUUAGAGGGGUCUGCUUAGUGAUUGGGGGACACUGCAGUAGAUCUAAGAAAACUUGAUAUUGCGGUGUGGUGGUGCUGAAAAAAUACAAACCCGAAGGAAGAACAAUAAAUUUUAUAUGAGAAAACUCUGUAGUUCCUAGGUGGGGAAAAUUCCACUGUUUCACUGAUAAUUUCCAUUCCACACCCUCUCAUCUGUUUUUCACUGAGAUGAGAUCUUGUAAUUCUACAUUUCCCAUGGUUGAAAAAUAUCUGUGAAUUACUGGGAUGAUGCCCAAUCCAAUUCAGUGUAUUCGGGUACUCCUAGGAUGUAUGCACGCUGUUUUGUCUUACUUUACUGGACUCGUUCUUUACCUCAUUCUGCAAUUCUUCUGAUUUUCAAGCAGUGAGGGGUGGGGGAAGAUGAAUGCAUACAAUGUUUGAUGCAAGAACCUUAUCAUUGUUGGGCCAAAAUCCCACUCCUUGGAACUGCAGCCUAAAGAUCUCAAAUGACUGACCAAAAGAAUUCUGGCAAAUGGAUGCAAAUAAUUUUUCCAUUGCUCCUGAUUUUCUUUUUUAUUGUAUUAAUAUUUUGUCAUCUUUGAUUCUGUGAUGCCAAAUUUGGCUGCACUCACAAUUAUGUGGCUUGUGUUCAAUUGUGCAAGACCUUGUGUACCCGCCUUUGCAGUUCAUCUGUCUAACCAAAUUAUUCUUCUUCGAUCUUAUAGAGAAAUCAGGAAGCAGUUUAUAUACUUUAUGCCAACGGCACAUGCAGGGCGCUUUGGCUAUACGAUGCAUAUAGGUUUGAAGAAGGCAAAGUCACCUGGAAGAGGCUUCGACAUACAUUUAGGUAAAAUGAGAGACAGCACAGUGCUGAUUUGUCACCAAAAUAACAGUGAAGUAGUAGAAGCAUCUGCACCUUCAGUUGAGAAAGAUUUUGCCUCUUCAGUAAAAGCAGCUACUGAAGCUCCUCCAUCGUCAUUUCAAUUCUAUGUCUGGUCAGAUGUGGGAGUUAGUCUUCAUGUUGAUUUAAAUUUGUCCCCAACAGAUUGGACUAAUAGGUUUAGAAACGAGGUUUGCAUAAGUGAGAAUCUGCAUGAAAACAAAUCCCGAAGCCUUUGGCAGGAUCUCAGUGACUUAGCCGAGAAUUCUACACAAGGAAAAUCUUCCUUUCUGUUGAGUACGAAUUCUGGACAAAUUGAUGAGCAUGAUAGUCAGGCCAGGUCUCCCUCAAGCUUGAAACUGACAAAAGAUGGUGCUACAGAUUUAAAUCAACAGAAUACAGAUGGCAGUCCUUUGAUAUGUAAUUCAUUGACUCCAUGCAGCAUGACUGUAAAAGUGAAAGAUAAUUUACAGGAAAAGCAUUCAACUCUCUCAGCUAAAGCUAGAAAUGGUGCACUGAACACUUUUAUUUGUGGUGCUGAAUCUUGUGCUAAAGACAAGUCUAAGAAAAUCAUCGAUUCAGAUGCUACCAAUAUGCCUUUCAUCAAGUCAAUCUGUGAUUCUGUUGUCAAAUCACUGUCAUAUCCUGACAUACUAGAACUUCAAAAUUCAAAACCUGAUAAUGAAUGUUUUGAGGAUUGUGCUCUGCUAAAUGAUUCUUGCUUUGUGAAUCCUAGUUCGGUGUGUGCUGGAGCUUCAGUAAGUAGUUCUGUGGGAGUACAAAACUCAGAAGUUAUAAAUUGUCAUAAAUAUGGAUCAGUUUCACUCUAUGGCAAUGAUGAUUCCCUGGACUUAAGUGAUCCAAAGAGCACUUUUCCUGACAUGGAACAGGGUAGACUUUCCAAAACCGAGAUCGUUUUUGAAACUGAUAGCAACAAUUUCACAUCACUAACUAAUAAAUGGGAGGGUGGCAGGAUUGUUGAUCGAAGGGAGAGUUCAGAAUGCUCCCAAUUUGGUGAUCCACCUAAGAGAUCUAGCCUAGAUUGUGAUGAUCCAGAUUCUAAAAUGGAGCUCAGCAAAAAGAGAAAAAGCAGAGACUCUGAGAUUCAAGUUUCAAAUGGCACGACAAGAGUUUUACGAAGCAUGAAGAAUACUGGUAUGAAGCUGCCCAGAAGAUCCAUGAGGCUAAUCUCCAAGUGAGUUCAUGAAGUGCUUGGUGCGUUAUUUGGGGUAAUAAAUUAGUUCCAGAUUUUUCAACAAGUCAUAAUCCACUGUUCAAAAGUUGAAGAAUGAUAUUUAGUUGCUCAUUAUUUUGGAAGAGGUUAUACCCACAGCAAUUAAAAAGCUAGGUGACAUUUUUGGAAGAUUUCAGUUAUCAAACAACUAAAGAAUGUUCCAUAGUUCUGUCUAUUUUUGGCAUUUAGAAAUGAUAAAAAUCAUUGCUUGUUUUAAUAUUUAUAUUUAUCCUUUAAGACACUAUUUCUGAUCGUAUAUUUAUACGAGAUCAUAUUAUUUACCAUUAAAUUUUCUUAA
Molecule: messenger RNA, 2528 nt
Organism: Vigna radiata var. radiata (mung bean)
Lineage: Eukaryota; Viridiplantae; Streptophyta; Magnoliopsida; Fabales; Fabaceae
Exons: 6
Coding region: 726-2195 (489 amino acids)
Source: RefSeq, a predicted model, not a curated record